UAUGUGAAUGUUAUGUUACACAGAAUUUGUUAUGUAGUAACAAUCUGAUUUCAUUUAUUAACUUUGUUUUGUUAUUGUAGGUGCGACUGGUGGAAUAAUUUUCUUUGAAUCUAGUUGUAGAUUGUAGUAAGAAAAAUGGGAAAACAAAACAGCAAACUCAAACCUGAAGUACUGGAGGAUCUUAGACAAAAUACUGAAUUUUCUGAUGCGGAAAUUCAGGAAUGGUACAAAGGCUUCCUGAAAGACUGUCCAAGUGGACACUUAAGUGUUGAAGAGUUUAAGAAGAUAUAUGGGAACUUUUUCCCAUAUGGGGAUGCAUCAAAGUUUGCAGAACAUGUAUUUAGAACAUUUGAUGCGAAUGGAGAUGGGACUAUAGACUUCAGAGAAUUUUUAUGUGCACUUUCUGUCACGUCUCGAGGAAAACUUGAGCAAAAACUGAAAUGGGCAUUCAGUAUGUAUGAUUUGGAUGGAAAUGGGUACAUUUCCAGACAAGAAAUGUUAGAAAUUGUGACAGCAAUCUACAAAAUGGUUGGCUCUGUAAUGAAAAUGCCUGAAGAUGAGUCAACACCUGAAAAAAGAACAGAUAAGAUUUUUCGUCAAAUGGAUAAAAAUAAGGAUGGUAAACUUUCAUUAGAUGAGUUCAUUGAAGGGGCAAAAAGUGACCCGUCCAUUGUCCGACUACUGCAGUGUGAUCCACAAGCACAGUGAGAGGAUUGGUAGAUGGUAACUGAACUUCUGAGGCUUAUAUCAUCAGAAUUGUGCUUAAUUCUGUGCUUGGUCAUGUGCCCAAUCUUGAACAUGGGCUUUGGUACAAAGAUUAUAACAGACUGAUUUCAGUAAAGAAGAGGGCUGCAAAAGAAGUCCAUUGUUGAAUCAUGUCAUACAUGAAAAUGAUAAUGAACUUCUAACUUCAUUCACAUAAAGUUCUGCCAUUGAAUUGGAAGCAGGUGAACUGUGUUAGUGUGAUUUUGAAGUUUUAUUUAAAUGGAUGGGCGCAGUAUUGCAUGUAAGUGGCACAGUGGCCUGUGUGGCAGAUGGUUUGUGUCAAUUCCCUUUUUAUUCUGAUCAAGUUAGAAUAUGUGAAAAUUCUAUCAGUAAUAUGUUUUUAAAUAAAUUGUUCAUUACAUGCAUAUUCUUUGCACACAUGUGCAUGUAUGUCAACAGUUUUUAAAAUAAAAUGACAUUCCUUGAUACUCCUUCAAUGAUAUAGCUCUGUUUUUUUUGUAUUUGAUGUCUUUCUGACUUGAAUUAAUUCACAAAUCUUUGAAUUUUGGAAAUUAUCAUUGUAUGAAUGUCAUCUGUGCACCUUUAGUUUUCUUGCAUCUGUGUAGUUAUACUGAACUUCUUAAGAAAGCUUAACUGAACAGCUGUGAGUUAUGAAUAGUCUGAAGCAUUGUUGUCUUAUUGGCUGUCAAUUAUGUAAUAGUUCAACUUCAAAUAAAUGUUCAGGUUCUUCUGCCUCUCAAUCAUAAGUAGCAUACUGUCCAUAACCAAACAUUUUAGCUAUUUAUUUGCCCUUAAUAUUGAUGCUUGAAAAGGGACAGUGAUGUGGUUGCUCCUCCCAUUUAAGAGAGAACUACAUUUCAACAAAAAUUUUAUGCAUACUUAUUUUGGCAUGCAUUUUGUCACAAGAAAGCUGCAGAACUCUUGUUAAACUUCGAUAUGCAUUUGAGAAGUGGGAAGUGAAUAACACCAUCCUGAAACAGAAUAUCUUUUGGGUAUCACACAAAUAUGAAAUGUGUUUUUGUCCUCAGUAUUAUUUUUUAAACAGACAGUUGGAAAACAUGUGAAACUGUUGAAUAAUGCUACAUAUAAACUGGGCCAAGAUGAAUAUAGAACAAGCAAUGGCAAAGAGAGAUUUUAAAUAUUCAACAUUUAAAUGUUGCAUACAUUCAGAAUGAACAACAGAUCUGAGUGAAAGCCAUUCCUUUUCAGACAAGAAUUUUUUUGAUUUCCUAUCUAGUUUUCAUGACUAGUAAUUGAUUUACAGUGAUUAUUGAUCCUUUUUUUUUCUGCAGAAAAAUUAUUUCCGUAAUACUGAUUUAAUUUGUGGUGUGCUGUGUAGCACAAGGCUUGGCAGAAAAUGCAAACAGUUCUUUUGUUAACUUAAGACACACAAAACAUAAACUGUCUCUGUCUUACUAGCCUUCUUCAAGUUUUGUUUCUGUUUAGUCAUCAUCUUUAUUUGUAGUGUGCUACUAUUUGUAUUUGCUGAAUAAGAUGGCCAUAACAUUUACCAACGUAAUAUUGAUCAUGGUGAUAUUAAAUUCUCAUUUUUAUUUUGCAGAUGAAGCUAUCUAUAAUUAACUUUCCUCUUACUGUUCUUUAUAAGUGACAUUUUCCAAUUUUAAAUUUACGGAGUUUUUGGUAGUAUCAGUAGUUGCGAGGUCUUCCUUGUUUCAUUGCUUCUGGUGAUGGACAUAUGUGUAGUCUGAAACAUUUCUGAUGUUCUUUGAAAUUUAGAAACAUCAUGCUGAUAUUGCAUUUGAGCUAAGCAUCUUUCAUAUACUUUAUGAUUACAUUGUUUCUAGCUCAUUCCUGUGUUAUUUACUAACUCUUAGAGCUGCAGUAUUAGUGUUGAAAAAUGCCACACAUUUCACUCUUUAUAAAUUUAGUCACUUUAUGCAAAUAGUAGGAAUUGUCAUAAUUCUUUAAAUGUCAUUCAUUCUUAGCAUUACUGUCUAGGAAUACUAUUGCUGUAAACAUGAAGAGACGUGUAGAAACUCUCCAGUUCUGUAAUUUUUUUUUUAGAAAAAUAUUUCGUAUAAUAAUCCAAUAUACCAUCAAAUAAAAAUGCAUGCAGUUUUGAAAACCUUAUUAAGCAAAUUAUUUUCUGUUAAAUGGUUUGUAAUAUGCUAUUACAUUUUGAUGUGAAGUUUUGGCUAAGAAUUUAAAAAUAAAGUUUUCGUAACACCAUUAUAACUCUCCCUUCCACCAAAUCCACAAAAACUGGAAUGCAUCAAGUGCUCAGUAUUACUGAUGCUGAAUGUGGAUUGAAUUAUUUUAAAAUUGUUCAGAUUUUGCUGUUUGCUAACUAAAAUCUGCUUUUCCUUGCUAUCUCUAAAUUUUAUACCAUUUUAGAAAAUAGAGCAUCAGUAUUUCAUUUUUGCUGUUUACCAAUUAUAUUCAUAAUAUUUCUUCAGAGUUAGAGGCAUAUCAUACACUAUUGAAUAAUCAUUCAAUUUAGUAACUACAGAUAUAGUAAAAAGUAUAAUUAUUCUUUCACAAUUUGCUAAUCCAGAUAAAAUAAGUAAUAUUACAUAAUUGAAAAAUCACAUCACUUGUCAUCCAGUAGGAAUAAAAUGUUACUUCAUAAAUUUUCUGUGUUCAGUAUUGCUACUUAAGUACGUAAUUACAUCUCAAAAUACUCUACAAAUUCAGUUUGUUUGUCAGUUAAAGGUACUUUCCAUUCUUCACUAUCUGUUAUUCUUCUGUGAAACAAUGUAUGACUAUUCUUUUCUAGUAUUGCAUACCGUCAUUGCUAGUGAAAUUCUCUUUAAACAUUAAUCCCACUAUCUCCGAUAUCAAUUAAUUUAAUUAUUUCUCACUUGUGACACAUAUCAAUUGUCAAUUGGGAGACUAAUUUCUUUUGAAAUUUAAUAGUUUGUGCAACCAGAAUUUAUACUCGGCAAUUUGCUCAACUUGUUAAUAGAUUGGCAUAGUGUGACACUGUUAUCUGUCACUUACAAACUUCUACGUCCUAUUGUGUAUCUGCUCAUUUAGAUGUUUAUUUUACUUAUUCACAAUCCAAGACACUGGCACCAUCUGGAGUGGCUCACAGCCAAAAUGUGAUUUUCAAGCCAUCAGAAAGUGGUAGUUUCACACAAGAGUGGGACAGUGGCUAAUUCUAAAAUGAUACAUAGUGCAAACAGAUCUGUUGGCAGAUAGUUCUGUAUGUGUUCAAUAAGUCAUGAGAAUUAAAUCUCUCUCUCUCUCUCUCUCUCUCUCUCUCUCUCUCUCUCUCUCUCUCUCACUCACGCACACACACACACACACACACACACGCGCGCACACACACACACACACACACACACACACACACACACACACACACACACACGCCUUCCUUCCCUACUUCCUUCCUUCCUUAUUCACUUUUACCUAACUGUCUUUUCCAUCUAUGGUUGUCUACCCCCUCCCCAUCUCUCCGACAGCACAUGGAUUCAAGCAUGCAUAAUUAGUAACAGAAUUAUUUGUUGUAUUCCUUUAUAUAUCCUCUCUCCCAGGUACUACUGUACUAUUUUUCACGUUAAGUAAAUAGUUGUAUUAUAGGAAUGUAGACAGUAACAAUCCAGUUGUGUACUGACUUUCACAUCUUGCAGAAUGUGUGUAGUAUUUGUAAACUAAAUUCUACGUAAACACUUUCUAUUCUUAUUGCAUUAAAAAUUGGAGAAGUAUGUAAAUCUGGUGCCACUUAUAUUUUUCAUCUUUUUCUUUAUGGGCCUACUACCAGGCAAGGAAUAUAAUCAUAAAUCUUUGUCUGAGGCAGGACUUUUAGGACGGAGUUUCUCAAACUGCAUAAUUGGGAAUAUUGUGAAAACUGACAUAUUCCGCUGGAUGUUUGUGUCUGCCACAGAUAAGACUGACUGUAGAAGGUAGUAAAACUUUGUAAAAAAACUGAUUCCUGAAUCAUUUAUGACAAUCAAAUUUGCAUUAGUGUUUGAAUAUUAUGUACACAAAGUUAAAUCCAGAAAAUGCCAUACCACCACACUUCGUGCAGAAUUUUAUCUUGUAAUACCAGGUGUUUAGCACAGAUAUUUUUAGUAUUUGCACAAUAUUGUUUUAAAGUAUUAGAAAUGACAAAUACUGUAUUAACUGCCAAACACUGGGAAAGAAAAUUGCUAUUGAAGUAUGACAUUCCCCAAGUUAAAUCAUAGUAGCAUAAUGCUUGCUGUUACUCUGAUUACUUAUCUCGACUGUGGAAUUUAGUGUAGAUUUAACUAAAAACAAAGAAUUGUAAGGCACUCACAGACCUGUUCUCUGUGUUUUGUUUUUUGCAAAAAUUGUACAGAAAAAGUUUUUAACUUGUAUGUUGACUGUUAAAAUAAGACUCAAAAGAUUUAUUUGUGAUAUUCAGUUUUUAUGUAAUUCUGAUUCUACAUCAGUUACAUUGGUUGUAAUUCUUUGGAUGAAUAUAUUCUAGUAUAUUCUCAAAUUAACCUCAGCUAAUAAGAUUGGGAGGGGGGUAUCACAAAGAGCUGAAUAAGAACAGUUUUCAGAGACAAAUUGAAAUGAUUUUGCACAUAAAUUCCAGUUGUUUGUUACAGUGCAAGAGAGUGGGUGAGGGAUGACAUAGAGAAAGUUGUUCACAAAAACAAAUGUACUGUCUUUUCCUGCAUAAUGAAAGUGGAGUACGCAUAAAAAGUGAUUGAAAUAGAACAUGGAGAUAAGUGAUUUACAAGGCCUAAAUAAAAAUGAAUGGUUAUAAUCUAGUCUAUAGAUUAUAGUAUUUUUUUUAAUGAAUAAAAUUUUUCUCUUGACUCUAUCUGAGUGUUUGUUAAUUAGCAAAAUAUGAAAAAUUUAAACUUAUUUAGAAUAUAUGGCACUCAAAGAGAAAUUUUAAUACUAAAUAUAUGAAGCGAAGGUUGUCAUUUACCCCCAGUGUUAACAUUUAACAGUAAUAAUGGUAAUGAUGAUAUAUUUUGCCUUUAAUGUGCAGACUUUUUGUUACAUCUUAGUUAUACUUACAUAACAGUUGUCUCUCUUUCAUUAAUGUUUAUUUAUGUAUUAAAAGUAAGACAAGUAGAGGUUAUACAUUGAAGGUAACAGACACUAAUUGUAAUUGUUGUUCUACAUUGAAGGUAUUAGUUGUUGACAGCUCAAAGUGGAAGAUUCCGCUUGUUUGCUGUUGCUACUUAUAAUUUUUAUUCAAGGUUAUGAAAAAAUGCAAGAUGAUACAUUAGUCUUUUACAAGAUUUAAUAAUAGUGUCUAAUACAUCCAGGGCUGGUACCAGGCUGUUUGAACUAUUGCAUUUGCUUCAUCCAUGAACUUUGAAGGAGCCCUGAUGCUACAAGUUAUCCUAUUAAAAAUGAAAAAAAAGAAAAGAAAAAAGGAAUAUGACAGUGCUCAGUGUUUCACUCUCAGAAGGAUAUGUGCCUCCAAUAAUGAAGUAAUUCUUUUUGCUACUCUCAUGCAGAAAAUUUGAUUUUACAAUUUUGAGGUCAUGUAAUCCUUUCAAGCUUGUGAGGCUCAGAAAUCCUUGUCACUAAUGAAUAUAUGUAACAACAUUUGGUAUCAGUUUUACAUGAUAUCUGCUAUAUAUGGUGUUGAUAGUAGCAUAUUUUGGAAUGGGGAAAAAAGUUCUCUCAAAAAGUCUUUGAAUCAUUAUAUAUGUAUUUGAGUGCCAAGCUUUCGUGAAAGACAGCACUGCUGAAAAAACUACAACAGAUUGUUGCAGAAAAAAUCAUACAGUCAGACUUGCACCCAUCUCAGUGAAUUUGGUUUUAACAUUAAAAACGUUUGUUCGAAUGUAUGUGAUAAAGUCAUUUUGUUUGACUCAUAGUGUGUGUUUUAUCAUGUACAAAUUAUCGCACAAAAUGUUAGCUUAUUAAUUACGUUUUCAACAGCAUUAUUUCCAUUGUUUAUAUAUGUCUUUGUGCUUCUACUUUCCUUCAUAGAUUCAAAUUUUAAUAAUAGCCACCAUGAUGAACGAGCAUGUAUUUUGUCAUUGAUGUUUUUCCCAGCUGUUAUUCACUCUGGAAUUGAUAUGAGUGAAUCAAUUCAUAAAUAUUUAUUAUUUCAUGGAUUUUGUCAUAAACUUGUGUGUGUUACCAUACCAGAAGCUUUGAAAAAAUAUCAUUAUUUGUACAUUGCCUUCAGUAAAUUAAAGUGUUGCCAAGUACAUGUGUGUUUGAUAAGUGAAA
This is a messenger RNA of Schistocerca americana (American grasshopper), 6864 nucleotides long. It is a transcript of the gene Nca, whose product is annotated as neurocalcin homolog. Gene Ontology annotation, molecular function: calcium ion binding. NCBI's taxonomy places the organism in Eukaryota, Metazoa, Arthropoda, Insecta, Orthoptera, Acrididae. The coding region runs from base 136 to 708 and encodes 190 amino acids. The record is from RefSeq and is a predicted model, not a curated record. The transcript is spliced from 4 exons.